GCCAGUCACACAGUCUCUCUCUCUCUCUCUCUCUCUGCUGUUUCCAUUCAACAUGCACAGGCAGUCCCUGGGCUCACCAGCUUCGAAGCUCCACAUUAAUGGGGUGAAAGAAGACAGCCUCUCAACCGAUGAGCAGAAGCGGAAGGACCAAGCGUCUUCAUCACUAAUCGACGAUGACGAAGAAGAGCUCAAGUCACAGAAGAAGCCUCACAAGUCUCCUGAGAGAUAUAUACACUUCAUUCCCAUUCUUACCGUCCUCUGCUUCCUCAUCCUCUACCUCUCUUCUCACGAUCCUUCUCAGAGAGAUUUGGCUCAGUUCAGCGGAUUUAAGCGAUUGUCGGAGCCUAUAGAUUUGAGAGAGAUUGACGAGUUCGGAAAGUUUUCGGAGGUUCAGAGAAGCGAUGUUUUGGCGAUUCGAAGCCUGAGGAACCUGCGGGAGAUCAAUACGCAAGCUCUAAAACAUCGACUCCAUCGAAAAAUCGGCGAUUUCUAGUCCGCAUUAUCUGGUUCCUCGCUUUUCCUUCCUCUUGUAUCUAUAUUAUUGCAUCUCUCAUCGUCUUGAGUCCACGGUUACGAGUUACGACUCCGUCGGUGGAGCUCACACGUGCGUACUCGUUCUGCCAAUUUUUUUUACCACGCGUGUACACGUCAUGUGCAUGUGAAUUUAUUGUUUUUUUUUGUAAAAAUAUUUCCAUUUGCAGUGAAAAUACUUUAUAAAUUAAUAAAAUAACAAAAUAAAUAGAAGAAUUAGUUUGUUGAAAUGGAUACAGUAAUGGUGGAGGUUGCUAACGUGCGCCUUGUUUGGGGCUUUGUAUGCCGGAGCCAGUUUUGUUGGAUUACAGCUGGAAAGUUUGGACCGUUACUGCAACCUCGUGUUGCGGUUGAAAUUGCCAGCUGGAGGAGGAGACAGUCCUGACUCCUGAUGCAAAUGCUAUUGGCUGGCUCUUUCGGUCUUUCCCCAUUAACUUCUUCGGUACGUGGUCCUCCUGCAGUUGUACUCGGACUGCAGCUUUUUUACAUCAUGUGAAAGCCUUGUGAUUGCGGUGCUGGGUGUAGAAAUGUGGUUAGCCUAAAGUUUUUUUUUUUUUUAAUAUUCCAACCGUUUUGGUGGAUUAAUAUUACGUACUGAAUUAAUAUUAAACUUUAAUGUAAAGUCGUUUUUUCACACAAAAGUAGAUCUAUUGGCG
Molecule: messenger RNA, 1187 nt
Organism: Ilex paraguariensis (yerba mate)
Lineage: Eukaryota; Viridiplantae; Streptophyta; Magnoliopsida; Aquifoliales; Aquifoliaceae
Source: the annotation of a GenBank genome assembly